AUGUCCGGAAUCAUCGACCAAAUUAUCAACAAGAUCAGACCACAACCACAGGUCAAGUCACAACCAAUUCCUGAUUUAUCCAAGGUUAAAGUUCACAAUGGUGUCUUGGACCAUGCAUUGACCCCAUCCGAACACUCUGCUGCGCCACACUCCAAACCAAUGGCAAUCCCUGCCAACGGGCCAGCCGAAGCAGACACUAAGGCAUCUUCCGUCUCUUCCAGCUUGGCAGCCCUGAAGCCUAACUCUUUCACGGGAAGACGUUCCUCUGUCAUCAGCGCUCUCACCGGUGGCGAUGCUUUAUAUUCAUUCAACAAUAAUAAUUACGCCUUUGCUUCAGACAGUGCCGUGAGUGACGAAAAUGGCCCCUCCGCCCUGAGCCAUCAACGGACCGGCAGUGUGGGGUUGAACAUCAGAGAAAAGUUGAGAAGGCCUAGCACCGGCGCAAUCCAACAGGCCUUGGACUUGACCUAG
Molecule: messenger RNA, 471 nt
Organism: Babjeviella inositovora NRRL Y-12698
Lineage: Eukaryota; Fungi; Ascomycota; Pichiomycetes; Serinales
Exons: 1
Coding region: 1-471 (156 amino acids)
Source: RefSeq, a predicted model, not a curated record